Molecule: messenger RNA, 640 nt
Organism: Dermatophagoides farinae (American house dust mite)
Lineage: Eukaryota; Metazoa; Arthropoda; Arachnida; Sarcoptiformes; Pyroglyphidae
Gene: RpS13
Product: ribosomal protein S13
Biological process (GO): translation
Cellular component (GO): cytosolic small ribosomal subunit; nucleolus; ribosome
Molecular function (GO): structural constituent of ribosome; small ribosomal subunit rRNA binding
Source: RefSeq, a predicted model, not a curated record
UUUCUUUUUUUUCUCGUUCUCGCUCUCUUUCUUUCUGCAGUUGUUCAAUGCUUCCGCUCUAUCUUUUUGUCCACUGUUUCACGUGUAUUUUUUGAUAUUUCUGCGAUUAUUUCCUGAAAUUCCAACAAAAUGGGUCGUAUGCAUGCACCUGGCAAGGGUAUAUCCCAAUCAGCUUUACCAUAUCGUCGCAGUGUACCAAGCUGGCUCAAAUUGACGACUGAUGAUGUAGUUGAUCAUAUCUCGAAAUUGGCAAAGAAAGGCAUGCGACCAUCACAAAUUGGUGUUAUGCUUAGAGAUUGGUAUGGUGUUGCUCAGGUUCGUUGGGUGACUGGUAACAAAAUUUUGCGUAUUCUUAAGAAACGAGGCCUAGCACCAUCAUUGCCCGAAGAUUUAUAUUAUUUGAUCAAAAAAGCUGUUGCCAUUCGUAAACAUUUGGAACGAAACAGGAAAGAUAAAGAUGCCAAAUUUCGAUUGAUUUUGGUGGAAAGCCGUAUUCAUCGUUUGGCUCGUUAUUAUAAAACCAAAAGUGUGCUUGCACCAAAUUGGCGAUACGAAUCAUCGACCGCUUCAGCAUUGGUUGCAUAGAUUUAAGAAAUAAUUUUUUUUUUUUCAUUUAUCUUUUGACAACAACAACAACAAC